Messenger RNA from Bipolaris oryzae ATCC 44560, 1710 nucleotides. Its product is annotated as glycoside hydrolase family 47 protein. The record is from RefSeq and is a predicted model, not a curated record. Gene Ontology annotation, cellular component: Golgi membrane; endoplasmic reticulum. NCBI's taxonomy places the organism in Eukaryota, Fungi, Ascomycota, Dothideomycetes, Pleosporales, Pleosporaceae. The transcript has a single exon. Gene Ontology annotation, biological process: antibiotic catabolic process; N-glycan processing; carbohydrate metabolic process. Gene Ontology annotation, molecular function: beta-lactamase activity; mannosyl-oligosaccharide 1,2-alpha-mannosidase activity; calcium ion binding. Bases 1 to 1710 code for a protein of 569 amino acids.
AUGCCCGGCUUCCGCCGCUGGGGCAAAUCCAAGUUUGAACGCAAUCCCGAGUCGUCGUUCAAGCUCCUCGCCGCCAUCAUCGUCAUCACCCUCUACCUACUCUUUAAGGAGUUUCAGAACCCAACCUUUCGCGGACAGGGUGCGACGCAGGCUGGCGCACAAAUACAAUAUGCCGACUGGAACGGCACUGGAAAGGCGGAUGAGACGCGGGCAAACAGCGUGCGCGAUGCCAUGAAAUAUACCUUCUGGAAGUACAAGGAGCGCGCUUGGGGUCAUGACGAUAUCUUGCCGGUCUCAGGGCGCAGUGCUUCGUCUAGAAAUGGCUGGGGCGCUUUCAUCGUAGACUCGGCAAGUACACUAGCUCUCAUGGGCUUGUGGGAUGAGCUAGCACACUCGUUAGAGCACAUGGUGGCUAUCAACUUCACCCAAGCAGAGGACCUUGUCGACCCCUUCGAGACCACGAUACGCUACUUGGGCGGGCUGCUGUCCAUUGUGGAUCUGUAUGAUGUUGGGCUUAUUCCCGAGGAUGUACUAACAGGAGAGGCGCGCGACCUCAUACUCGAGCAGGCAGUUACUCUGGCAGGCAAGCUAGCGCCAGCAUAUGACACCCCUACAGGCUUGCCGUGGCCCCGUGUAGACUUUACGACAGAAGAAGGCGAGCCACAUCCUUCUUUCAUCCUACACGAUGACCCCGCACAGCGUGAAUUUGAGCACCCUGCAAUUGGACCCGCACGAAUCGGCUCUUCAAUCCUGGAAAACCGCGUACUGACAAGGCUGACUGGCGAUGAUAUCUACGUCUUGAAUUCUACAAAAGCAUGGGCACCUCUAGUGUGGUCCAAUUGGAGGACGCCAUGGCCAGGAAUGGUAGAUGCCCCUGUCGAUAUCAUGACAGGAGAGCCCGUCCGCCGCCAAAGACACUGGGAUGCCGGCCACGAUUCCUACUACGAGUACCUGGUCAAAAUGACAAUCUUGGCGCCUCCCUCAGAUCCUCAUCUUCCAAAGUACAAAGAACGCUUUGUGAGGGCUGCCUACUCUCUCCGUAGACAUCUUGCCUCCCGCUCUGCACCCGCACCCGGACACCUCAUGCAACACCUGUUCCUCGGUCGCCAAGAUGAUGAGCAGUUCGAGAAUCAACAAAGCCACCUCGCCUGCUUCACCCCCGGCACCAUUCUCCUCGCCUCAAAAUUUUACACUGAAAAACCCCUCCGCACUUUUGCUCUCGCACUCCUUGAGGGCUGCCACCACGCGUAUACCUCGACCCCCACCAAAAUCGGCCCAGAAAUAUGGUCCUGGACCCCAAAAUUCAGCUACGAUAACCCGCUCUUCGCUCCGGAAACGCCGCGUCAAAAGAAAGAAGCAUCUACCACUGGCAUCUGGUCGCGCGACACAGCGUACAAGGGUCGCCCCGAGUACGUCGAAAGUAUCUUCUACGCUUGGCGUAUCACUGGUGAGAAACGCUAUCGUGAUUGGGCCUGGGACGCGUUUUCCGCAUUCGAAAAACAUUGCAAGGCGCCAUUUGGAUAUGCACAGCUAGCAGACGUUUACGAUACCACUUCAAAAGAUGAGACCAGAUGGGUUGACAUGCAAGAGAGCUUUUGGGCUGCGGAGACGCUCAAGUAUCUUUGGCUUACGUUUUCGGACGUCGAAGUCGCGAGUCUGGAUAGUUGGGUGUUUAGUACUGAGGGGCAUCCUUUCCGGAUGAUUCGCUGA